AUGAAGUGCCCCUGGAAGCAUUCACCCACACAAAGACAUAGGUCUCCCACUGGGGGCCACGGGCGUGUGAAGCUAAUUCUUACGGGGGACGGACUCAACAAUGGAACGGCACCUGGCAGCAGAAGAGUGCGCUCUAGUACUCCCCUGGCGCCAGCAGAUCCAGAGCAGAAGCAUACAGGCAUUUCCCAGUGGCAGAAUCGAUCCAGCAGCAUCACGUCUCUUCCUACUUCGCAACGCGGCGCGCCGAGUGUUGAAACGCCGAAGCCGUCGAGCUGCACUGAACACUUUCGAUUGGACGGUACGAAAUCCAGACCAACCAUCGCUUCUCUAGCAAAUCCUAAGGGAGGACCCGGGUUACUUGCAAAACACGAUGGAUCGGUUGGACUUGAGGCGCCCCGAAAGGGGUCUGCAAAGCUGGGACCUGCUGCAGUCGACAGCCAAGAACCCGCGGAGCCUGUGAACAGCGAUGAGCCAGUUGCAACAGUAUCAGUUUGCACAGAUUUUGUCUUGAGGCCGCCUUGGGCUGCAGUUCAUAUAGGCUCCCAUGAUCUAUCGUUGUGCCCCCCUCAACUCAAGCGUAUGAUUCCUGCUUCACGUGGUGCAGCUGCGUUUUUUAUGGGAACCCCCCAGCGCUCGCAGCAUCAAGGGUCGUCUUCGGCUUCACGCAUUGCCGUUGUACCUCGAAGGCGCACGUUCACUACCUUCCACGAAUGGCUGGCCGAAGAUCACCGGCAUUCGCGCAAGACGUGGGGACCGAGCGGGCAAUAUCCGGCUCGCCGUGGCCUGAGCCACAGCGCCACAACAGAACGCUCUCGUAUCCUGCUCUCUGCCGCAGCUACGCAGAGAAGCGUCGCGGAAAGUAGAGCGCGCCAUGCUGUUGAGGCUGAAGUCAGAGAACUCAGCACAAAUCAAACUCCCCAGCAGCAACAAGAAGCAUAUGUGAAGGCCCAACAAAAGGCACUAGCCCUCCAACGACAGGAGCAGCCAAGUGUCGACGAGGCAGUAGCAAAAGAAGAGGCACGAGCCGCUGCUGCCGCUGCCGCUGCGGCUGCUGCCUCUGCUGCAAUAGCCCAAGCUCAGUGGCCCUCACGCCAUAAGCUUCGCCGGCAGGAGCUUGAACAGAUGCACCGCCAAGAGGCAAAGGAAAAGCAGUGCUCAGCAUCGCGCUCAGUUCGCACAAGGCAGCAGCCGGCAUCAGGGUUGCGCACCCGAUUCAGGUCGAGGCGUACCGAUACUACAGCUCAAGAUGCACGCAACCAGAAGUCAGUCAAGACCAUGGAAGGAUGUCGACUUUCAUUUGACCCGGGUCUACCCGCUACAGCACUCGUUGGUAGAGAACCAAAAAUUGCACAUGCUGAUAGGAAGUUGCCAACUAGACCACCGUCUAAAUGUCCUUGGCCUACUAAACCUCGGCGGCCGGGCCUGCCUUCAAAGAAGAGGCCAAAACAGUUGUCCUCUGAGGAACGGUUACGGGGAAGCCCCACGCGGGGCAAUGUGAAUAUAGGGAGUAAUAUGGACUACUUGCUGGACGGAACCUCACAAGCUUCCGGUGACGAGGUUGAUACGCAGCCAUUCAAUCCGCUAGAAGAGGUGUUAGUGCUAUUACGCAAGCUCAAGAGAGCUGAAAACUACUCAUUCAAAGUGCCCCGAAAUAAGCGAAGUGCGCAGAAUACCAAUAGGAACAAUGGACAGAAACAACCAGGAGUCCAGGCAUUCUCAGCAGUUGCCGAAAGCGUGUGUAGCAACAUAAAGACCAGCGAUCUCAGUGGCAAGGUUCUGACUGCUAUAGGGCCUUCUGAACCUGAAGGCGAGCCCAGCUACGAUCAUCAACACUGUGAAGGAAAUCCCUCGCAGUAUGCUUUGUUGAGACUGAAGUACCUCCCGCUGGAAGCUUUUGACAUCCCCGAAGAAUACGGCGAAGCAUCACCUGAAGCCUUAUUGCAGCGCUGCCGCAUCGAAUGCCAGCAGCGCCGUCAUAAAAUGAGGUUGCACAGCCAGGGGUCUUCAAAGCAAGCCGGUUGCUUGCAGUCUAGUUUUUCUGACGUCGUCAACCAGACCUGCGAUGCUGCUGCCUACACUGUGCCAGAGGCACUCCACGCCUACGACUGUGCUCCUAGUGGCGAUGCAGCAGGACUGGGGCGGCUACGUCAGGAAGACGCAGUAAUGGCUUGUGCAACUCAGAAACCUACCACGCACACUGAAGCUGAAUCAGUAAGGCAAGACACUGAUAUACAGUGUGCAUCGUCGCACACCUCAGACGUACCGGAGGGACACCAACAGGUUGUGCCGGCAGAUGGGGAUACCAUAAGGGAUAGGACGAAGAAGGACGGAGCUCAACAUGCCAACGAUAACAAAGAAGAGAAGGCAGAAAGUUUUGUGGAAGAGAACACCGAGGGAGAAGCUGAGGCGGAAGUUUUGCAUUUUGUGGGUAACAGCUGGACUCACAUCCCUUGUGUCAUACUUCGUUACGAUCACGAGCAAAGAAGAUUCGAAGUGAAGCUCCGAGAUGGAACGCUGAAGGCUGUCAGGCGGCUGGCUCUUCGCUUUUGUUUCGAGCCUCCUGAGCUCCAGCAACAACGAAUAGAGACGUGCACAAGCAGGCGACGGCAAGCGAUGACUCGCCAGCACUUCCUUAACUCGGUCAAUGGUCUACCAUCCUCUGCCUUUUCCCCACUACCUCAAGGAUUUAUUAACUGUAUCAUCAAAACAGCUACUGGAAUUGGAAAACUACGGAAUCGCUGCGUGCUUAUGGAUUCUGUCCGUUCAGCAGUGCAGCUCCUCAGAAGUCGCUUCCUUGAGGCAUCAAAGCUUAGCGCUGUGCUCUACUGUGCUGAACGUUUGAGGGUAGCUGGGAAGCUUGAGUCGCGUCUAGUGAGCUACCCUCCUGUGCAGAAACAACACCCGCAACUGCAGGUGAAUGAAGGUCAGGAGGGAGAAGAGGGCAAAGAACAUGAGCCUCUACUGCAGGUCAUCCAGCCGAUGCUCUCGACGCCUCCGCCGUCCUUUGGUAGGCUAUACAUUGGUGUUGGGGGUGCAUUUGAAGCUGCAGUGGCGCCGCUACGCAAAAAGCCCCUAUUUGCCAACAACAAGACAUUCAGACUGAGUUUGCUGUUGGAGGGGACAUUUUGCGACUUGCGGGGGUUGAGCUUCUUUGACCUACCAAUCCGAAGGCUGCAUCGCAUCAGUUUUGCCCGGAUAUUCAAGAAGUCUGCAAGUCUAAAGCUUGCCGAGUGGACAAUUCCGGAUCCAGAUCAGUACCUUAUAUACCAGCAGGCGUUGUCGUCCGACGUGGCUGAUGCACUUCGCGAGCUCGCAAGAGACUCCCUAUGCCACGCCCUUAUCAACGCAUUUGGUCCUUUGCAUACAGCAGCAUCAGCUACGCCGUAUGCAAAUGCUAACGUUCCAGGGGUUGCCGGUUCAGCAGCUACAUCUCCUUCCAUGUCAAACACCUUGUCAACAACACUUCCAGAUGUGUUCCUACGCCGCCAGCUUAUUCGGUUCAACGCGAUGCUACGGAGCAACCUGUUGUCAUUCGUCAUUGACUCAGCAAAUGAGUGGAAACACUACAUGCAGAGAGCCGUGCAGGAAGAUCUUGACCCCGACAUCCAAAAGGGAGCGGCGGCACAACGUGACGCUGCUGUUGUGGCUGGCUUCUCUUUGAAAGGAAACGUUCCCUGCCUUCUGCAAUUGCACAUAGUCAUCUACAACGACUCAGCCAUAUUCCACCCUGGCGCAGAAAAGCAAGUUGACAGAACUAGCACCCCCUACUUUGUUAUGGUGGAAGCGAUUCUCCGUCAAGCGCUCUUGACAAUGGUGGAUGCAGUCUCUACAAUCAGCAAGCUCGAUGCUGACAUAGUGCCGUUCAGUGCCUCUUCAGAUGAGCCAUUGUUGCGCCUUUCCCUCGAGGAGCCCUUCUUAGCCGAUGCUGAGAAAGCAAUGGUUUCUGCAGUACAGGCUUCCUUUGAAGUGGCAGAAGGACUUCGUCAGCAGCUUGAGGAGGUGGCUGCAGGUCUCUGCGCUGCUGCAGCACUGCCCGUUGAUGCAAAUGGAGCAGUAGAUUUGCAAAACCUACAGUCCGUUCUGCAACAAUAUAAGGAGGCAGAAGAUAGGCUAAGAACGUUAUUUCCUCGUAUUGCAGCAAGGAUCUUUUUUGUGGACGGCGAGAAGGCCAGAGCAAUGCUACGCUUCAAAGUACAACGCCUCAAAGACCAAAUGUGCAACCAGGCCUUGGCAUGGGCAGAGAGCGAAAUUGGCUCUCUCCACGAGGCGUGGGCUGAGGCAUUACAGAAGGCGUCAAUGGUGCCGACGAGCGAACAAGAGUUGAUUGAACUGAAGAAAUACCUUGCCGUAGUUCACCAGGAGACAGCCCCUUUGAUUUUGAGAGGUCAAAGACUCUCUAAUCUCAUAGAAAUCCUUGAAGGGCACUUUGUAUUUGCUCCCCUUAAGGUGCAAAAGCAGGCUUUUGAACUCGAUUGCUGUCCGAUGAGGCUCAAGAUGGUUCUUUGUGAAACAAAUGGUAUCCUAGAUCUAGCAAAGGAAAGGCUAGAAGCAAGGAGGCAAGUGAGCGCUCAGCACUUGCAACUGGAGACUGACGCGUUGCGUAUUGAUGUGGACAAAGCAGCUAACACAUUUAAGCAAAUAGAGGAGUCCUCGACUUACUUGCCAGUUCUGGAGAAAUUGAGUCAGCGCGUUCACGCCGCUCGAUUGGAAGUCGAGAACUUACGCAAAGCGGAAGCACUCUUUGGGCUUGAGGCGUCGGAAUUUGAAGAACUUGAAGGCGUCUGCUCUGUCUUCGACAGACUAAAUGAGGUAUGUUACACGCUCUGGACUGCCGCGAGUAGUUUUGUACGGAGUCGAGAAGAAUGGCAUGCCACUUCUUUAGCCCAUGUGGACUGUGAGGAAGUGGAAGAACACCUGCAGCAGUGGCGACAGGUGGCCUCCUCUACGCGAAGGAUGGCGGGCGCUUUCCGAUCUGUCGAGCCUCUGCAGGCAUGUGACAAGCUGCUUCAAGCUAUUGCCUCCUUCCAGAAGUUGCUUCCCCUGAUGAAAACUGUGACGCAUCCAUCAUUUCAGGCAAAGCACUGGCAGGAGCUGGCUGCCAGACUGAAUGUCGACACAUGUGGAGAGGAGGACGCCAUAUCUCUCAAUACCCUCCUCCAAAAAGGGUUGUCGAAGGCCACACAAGAAGUCGAAGCCAUUGGUUCUACGGCUCUGAGGGAGUUCCGCAUAAAAGCGUGCUUUCAGAAGAUGAGGGGCGCCUGGCGAGCACUGAGAAUGGACUUAGUUCCACUUGGAAGUGAGGACUCCGGCCGGAAAAUGCUUAAAGGCUUUGACGCAGUCAGCUCGUUGGUAGAAGAGCAUCAAGCCAGUGUGCAAAGUUUGCAAGCUUCGCAGCUUGUCGGUGGAGUAGAGGUGCAGGCACGUGAAUGGCUUCGAAAAUUAGGCGACCUUGAAACCUUAUGCAACCUUUUGGAGGCUUGCCAGGUGUCGUGGGUGUACUUGGUGCCAAUUUUCGACUACCCGGAAAUGCAGCAGCAACUUGCUAAGGAAGCCCAACUACUCAAAGCUGUGGGCGACCUGUGGAAGGAAGAAGUCAUUGGGCGGCUUGACGAGAAUGCAAGCCUCCUAGAUCUGGCGGAGCUUGAGGAACUACCCCAAAAGCUUCGUUCAGCUUGCAGUGAUAUGCAGUUAGUUGUGAGGGGUCUAAACGAUUUCUUGGAAAAGAAGCGCCUCGCCUUCCCUCGGUUUUUCUUUUUGUCCAACGAAGAGCUUGUACAGCUUUUAUCAGGCGCCAGCAAUGCCGAAGCGCUUGUACCACACGUCCAAAAGUGUUUUGAGGGCAUCCGCUCCUUGAACUUUGAUGAGAGCUCUAAGGAGGCGAACACUGUAUUUUCACACAGAGAAGAAGCUCUGCCUCUCCUGACACCAGUUCGGCUUGUAAAAGACGGACAAUCGGCUUGUAUUGAAGACGUAUUUUUGUCCAUCGAGCGCGAAAUGUGCGCCGCUCUCCAGCAGGCAAUGCAAAAAGCAUGGGAGGAGUUCCCUUCAGCUCCAACCCGGCUGGCGUGGACAACGGAAACAUGCGCAUGCGCUCAAGCUGCUCUAGCGAUAGCGCACUGCUGUUGGACUGCCCAGGUGGAGACGGCAAUCCUUCAGCACCAGCUGCCGCAGCUAGUCAAGGACCUGCAACACCAGCUACAGCAGGUAGUCCAGGCGGUCAGAGGGCAGUUAAGUCCUAUGGCCCGCUCGGCGCUAGCAACCUUGUUGACACUAGAUGUGCACUGCCGUGAUGUGACGGAGGAGUUGAUGGAGAAGAAAACGGGCCACAUAACACAGUUUGAAUGGAUAUGUCACCUUCGAAGCUACUGGACACCCGCCGCACAUCGCUUGGGUGGAGGAGGUGGUUCUGCAGGAUUUCUUGUGGGGGGAAGAGGACCCAAUAGCGGAGGAAAUCGUGGGAACUGCGGAAGCCUGCAGCUUUCUAUGGUAGAGAGUUCUCUAUACUAUGGCUUUGAAUUGUUGCGUAGCCCAGACCGUCUGGUGGUAACACCGCUUACAGACCGCUGUUACCGUACACUAAUGACGGCAUUGCACUUCCAAUAUGGAGGAGCACCCGAGGGUCCGGCGGGAACAGGGAAGACGGAGACCACUAAAGACCUCGCAAAGGCUGCAGGGAAGCCCUGUCUUGUUUUCAACUGCAGCGAGGGCCUAGAUGCCGCAGCGAUGGCGGCGUUGUUGAAAGGCCUGGCAGCAAGUGGCGGCUGGUGUUGUUUUGAUGAAUUUAAUAGGCUGCAGCUGGACGUCCUGUCUAUAGUUGCACUGCAAAUAUCCGCUAUCCAACAAGCAAUCAGAAGAAAGGCCAUAACUUUUGUCUUUGAAGACACGGACCUUCAGCUUAAUCCAACUUGCGCAAUCAACAUCACCAUGAACCCUGGAUAUGCUGGACGUUCAAUCCUGCCAGAUACACUGAAGGCGCUAUUUCGGCCUUGCACCAUGAUGGUCCCUGAUGCCGCAUUGAUUGCCGAAGUGAUGCUGUACUGCAGUGGUUUUCAAAAUGCUUUCCAGCUUUCAAAGAAGAUGGUCACAUGUCUCCAGCUUGCAUCAGAGCAGCUUGCGCGACGCGGCCACUAUGAUUUUGGAAUGCGAGCCGCUGUGGCAGUCUUAAAUACAGCCAAGCAUAUAUUCCUUCAGCAGCUUAACCCUUUAGCAGAGCCUGUUCCUAGCCCAUCAAAAAGCGACAGUUUUAAGUGCGAAGAAGAGGCAACGCGCCUUGAAGCAAUGACAGUCUGCAAGGCCUUGCGACUAACAAAUAUCCCGAAGCUCCACCCCACAGACAAGCUAAUAUUCGAGGAAAUACUGAAGGACGUUUUUGAUGAAAGUGAUCUGGCGGCAGCCGAUUCGGAGCAGUCGCUAAGACCAUUUUUGAAGGAAGCAGCAGAGAAAUUAUUGCUCGAGCCAUCAGAGGAGCUCCUUACAACGAGCUUGCAGGUUCUAAAUACGCUGGAGCACCGUCACGGGCUGAUGCUCGUCGGUUCAUCGGCAACUGGAAAGACUUCGGCAGUGAAAUGCCUUGUACUUGCCCUCGAACUACAGCAAGCAGCAGAUGCUCUGACAGCAGGGGUUGCUUCACCCCUGACAGGGGAGAAAAACGAUGAUGGAAGUGAGCGAGUCCUUGGUAAUGGCAUCGGCAGCGUUCCCGUGAAUGCACACUGCACGGAAGGUAGUGCUAGGCAGAGUCACAGCAGCCGCCCAAUCAGCAGCAGCAUUGAAGGCGACAGAGGAUGCAAGACCCCCAGAGCUAGAUGCAUAGCUCAUCGGAUUUUCCCCAAGGCCCUCGGAGUCGAGGAGCUAUACGGCUCCCUUGAUCCCACCACACGCGAGUGGAGAAGCGGCGCUUUAGAGCAAGCAGUUCGGGAGGCCUCACAAGAACAGGACAGUAACGUUCGCCGCUGGAUUAUUCUAGAUGGUCCAGUGGAUGUUGGCUGGGUUGAAAAUCUAAAUACAGUGCUUGACGACAACAAGAAACUGUGCCUGAGUAGCGGAGAGGUUGUACUGCUGUCGCCGCAGACGGCGCUCCUCUUCGAAGUGACUGAUUUACGCUGCGCCUCGCCUGCAACAGUUUCUCGUUGUGGGAUGGUGUACAUUCACCAGGAUAUGCAUCAGUGGAAGAGUGUCCUGCAUUCUUGGAGCCUUUACUCGCCUACCGCAAGGCUUCUUGGCGACGCAGUUGUAAAAGACGUUACGCAGACUAUGCGCGAGUGCUGCACCAUCUGCAUUGCCUUUCUUUCCAAGUGCAACGGAGGUUCCUUGAACAUUUCGCCUAGUUGGGUUAUCCUGAAUGUGCUACGGCUCUUUGACGCCCUUGUUGCCCAAAUUGUGGAGCCAGCGCAGCGAGGCGAAGGCACGGUGGCCGACCUGCUUGAGCAGUCACUGGAGGGCGCAUUGGUGUUUGCCUUGUUAUGGGGCACUGGUGGUACUCUGUCCGUCUCUGAACGGCCUGCCUUCGACGUGGCUUUCCGCAAUCUGCAUAGUGGUCGUUUUGAUAUUUUGGAACAAAUGGGUCUCAUGAGUGGUUGGAACGCCUGCGGCAAACAGGACGUGGACCAAACAUCGAACCAGAAACAAACUCGGAGAUUUAAUCAUCAUCUCCCUCCAACGGGAAGCUGUUUUGACGUAUUCUGGGACGUCCAGCAGAGGAAAUGGCAUCCUUGGGCAUCUCUUCCCAUGCUCCCUGAUGUGCGGAAGGGUGCCACCAUGACAUCAGCCGCACUGCAGCAAGUUCUCAUAGAAACUCCGGAAACAGCUCUCCUUAAUUAUUUCUUAGGCCUUAUGGCUGCUCCCGGUAGAGCUCCCUUUCUUUUAAUUGGGGAGCCUGGUGGCGGGAAGAGCAAGUGUAUGGCCCAAAUGCUGCAAGGGAUGGCCAUGGAGAGCCAGCAAAAAUUGAUUCAGCAGCUCAGGAACCAGGAGGCAUCCGCUGCGCAACAGACACGAAGCGAGCUAGCAUCGGUAUCUGAGAGCCUGCCGAUAACAGCAAGCAGCAAAUCAGAUGCGUUUACGUUUCUCUGUCUUUCUCUCACUGGAGCAGCAACCCCCAGUGCUGUACAGCAAUGGUUAGAGGGCAGAUUGGAGAAAUCCCACAAUGCGAGCUUGCGACCUAUUGGCUUCCGACGUUGUAUUCUUUUGCUUGACGACGUACACCUGCCCCCAACAGAGGAAUCAGGGGCUCAACCGGUAGGCGAGCUUGUUCGGCAGCUGCUCGAAUGCGGCGGAUGGAAUAAAGGGGCUGCGUGGAAGUUCCACCUUGUUGAAGGAUUGACACUAACAGCAACACGGCGUAUUUUACAGCAACAGCAGCAGCAUAAUGAGCGCUUGGCUAGGUACUUCUUCCCACUCACUGGUGUACCAUAUUCCACUGAGUCCCUACAGACGAUUUUGAACCAAUUACUGUUGAUUCGUUUCGAUAGCUGCUCGAUGGCGGUAGUAGAAGGGUUGAAAAAGGUGUCCGCACUAACUGCCCUUCUCUACAGACAGGUUCAGCAGCGGCUGCCUCUGAGGCCCUCUCGCUGGAUGCAACAGUGGAGUCCAAGGGACUGCUGGCGGGUUGCGCAAAGGCUUGCUUUUCUGAAUCCUGCUAGUCUUCAAUCCCAGCACCAACUGCUCUGUUGCUGGCUCCACGAGGUACGUAGAGUUUUUGAGGAUAGAACCGCCAAUGCACCGGACUUGGAUAUUCUCUCAGGAUCCAUCAGUGACAUUUUGAAAGAAACUACUGGUUUCACUCUUAUCGAUUUGGAUCCGCCCAAGCAAGGUCCACUACUGUUUGCAUUUCGAGAGCCUGAAGCUGGAGCCACAACCGGAGCAGGACAGGCAGCUGCAGAAGACUGUAUGUUGGGAUCACGAAUAUAUGAGCGCGUUACGCAAGUAGAAGCGCACCGCAUUUGCGCAGUUGCUCUUGAGCAAUAUUCUCUUUUUCAUCCGAACAAGCCGUUGUCUCUCGUUCUUUUUCCGCAAGCUAUUGAGCAUGCACUGAGAUGCAUGAACACAUUCCUCCAGCCACAGGGCCAUAUGCUGCUUCUAGGUGUUGGCGGGUCUGGGCGCCGCUCGUGCGCUCGCCUUGCAGCAUUCCUAGCAGGCUUAGCAGUAGUCGAACCUCACGGGGCGUCACAUCCUGUGGCAAUCAGUGAGUGGCAAGAAGACGUCAAAAGCACGAUUUUGGCUACCGGGAUUCUAAAGAAGCCUCAGCUCCUGCUGGUGUCGGCUGAGCAUCUGGCACAUGAUGAUGUUGCAGCAAACGUCUGCACCAUGCUGCAACUGAGGGAAAUACCCGAAGUAUUCACCCCCGAUGAGAAGGCAGAAGCUUUAAGUGCCUUGAGGGUUAAAGCUGCUACUGCCUCAGGAGCGAGCGGCAGCGGAGCAGUUCCUACGCAAAGCGGUGCCGACGGGGCGCUUGCUGGGACACCCAGCAUGGAACUCUUAGCAUCCGAGUGCCGCCAGCGACUUCGCAUUUGCGUGUAUUGCAGCCCUAGUGAUCCCCAGACUCAGGUUCUCUUCAGGAGGUUCCCAGCCCUCACUAGCUGCUGCAUGGUUAACUACUUUUGGAGUUGGUCAUCGCAGGCUCUGUACUCGGUUGCACAGCAGAAGCUGCAAUCGGUGUCUGCGGCGCUUCAACGGCAUGACAAUGCCUUACCAAGCAUACAAGAGAAAAUGGCAGAUGGCACUAAAGAAUCGCAGUUAUAUCCUUCUGCUGACUCCAAUGAAAACCUCAAGCAUCUUUGUGGGGCUUGCGCAGAUAUAUUUGAGUCAACAAAAAAUAUAGCUGACUGUUAUCGUGUAGAACAAAGACGGUUUUUCCACGUCACCCCGGCCUCUUUUCUUCGUUUCCUAGACGGGUUUUGUUAUGUAUUCAUGACAAGGGCUUCCCAGCACCAUCACAAACAGCAACAAUACGAGCUUGGUCUGCAAAAACUACACGACGUGAGCAUGCAGGUUAUGGAUAUGCAGCAGCAACUUGAAAAGCUCCAACCGGAGCUAGCAAAGUCAUCAAUGGAAACACAGCAGCUUAUGCAGGUCUUGACGGUCAAGCAGGAGCAUGCUGCAACUACCAUGAGCCUCGUGGAAGCAGAAGAAAGAGAGUGCAAGGCCCAAGCUGAUGCGGCUGCCGUAGUCGAACGCGAAUGCCAAGACCACCUAGCUGAAGCCAUGCCCGCAUUGUUGGCUGCCGAAGAGGCUCUUAAGAAGCUGAGCAAAGCAGAUAUUACUGAGCUCAAGAGCAUGAAGGCCCCCCCAUCUGGCGUUGUGAAGGUUAUGGAGGCCCUCUGCAAGCUCUUUGGAGUCCCGCCCAUUUUGGCUCAGGUUUCACCUUCGCAGCCCCGUCAGCCGGACUACUGGCAGACAGGAAAGAAACACUUGCUCGGAAGUAGCCGCUUCCUUCAGCGCCUGCUCAAUUUUGACAGAGAUACUAUACCCCCGAAUGUCAUGGCCGCCAUUGCCCCAUACGACCAAGAUGCGGACUUCGACCCAGAAAUCGUUAACAAAGCUUCUGUCGCAGCCACAAGCCUCUGCCUGUGGGUUAAAGCUCUAAUCGCUUAUGAUAGGGCGAACAAUGCAGUGCGGCCGCGUAGAGCAGCACUGCAGCAGGCGCAAAGUGAGUUGCAUGCAGCUGAGGCAGUGCUCCGCGAUAAGAAGGAGGAGCUUUUGCAGCUUGAAACCCUCAUCGCUCACCUGUCUCAGCAAUACCAGCAGGCUCUCCAGAGGUCAGAAUCACUUCAGCAAGAGGCACAGACUUGCGAGAGACGCUUGUCUGUGGCUGAGAAACUUAUUACUAGUCUAGGUGGUGAGCGCGUCCGGUGGAGCCAGAGCCACGAACUCUUAAAGGGUAAGGUAGCACGAGUCACGGGGGAUGCAACCUUGAGUGCUGCCUUCAUAGAAUUUGGCGGAAUAUUCCGGCCUUCAUAUAGAGUCAGAUGCCUCAAAGAAUGGCAAGAGGCAUUGAAGAAGUUCGGCCUGCAAAGCACGCCCAAUUAUUCCCUACAAGACGCUCUCACCAGUCCCCAGGAGGUCCAGCAAUGGCUUAUGCAAGGGCUGCCCGACGACGAGCUCUCUAUAGAAAAUGCGGCCAUUACACUGAAUGCACAGUGCUGUCCUAUGCUAAUCGAUCCACACCAGCAAGCGGCUAACUGGUUAGCCUACACUUUCCCUGAGAUGAAGGUCCUCCGAGCUGAGGAGCCUAAUCUUUUUAGGUCAUUGCAGCUCCUCACGCAGUGCGGCGCUACAGUGAUUUUAGAGUGUUUUUCUGAGCGGCUGGACCCUUCGCUAAACAACUUACUAGAGUGGAAACGGCCGCGGAAUGUUUUGUCAUCCUUUGGAGUCUCUGGUUCCUUUGAGGCUGCCCACACUGAGUUGCAGGCGGGCAGCUCUUCCAGUGUUGCUCUCGGCAGUGCGCUUGUCGAGGUGCACCCCGAAUUUCGCUUGUUGUUAAAGACUCCACUAAAUGCGCCCCACUUCCCUCCGGAAGUCUGCUCUAGGCUUACUCUCAUUGAUUUUUCUGUUGGAUGCAAAGGUCUAGAGCAAAGGCUGCUGCGACUUGCGCUUCAAGCUGCUGCCCCAGAUAUUCAUGCAACUUGUUUGCGCCUUGUUCACGAGGGUGCGGAAACGCGUGCGCAGCUUGUAUCUGCUGAGCAGCGCAUGCUUGAAGCCCUAAGCAACGCGAAAGAGAGCGUCCUUGAUGACUUAGAUUUACUAAGUACGUUGCGCCAUGCAAAGGCUGUCUCCGAAAGCUGCAGUGAAAGGCUUCAAGAGCAACAGAAAGCCCAGGCUGCUGCCGAUGCAACCCUGUCGCUGUACUCCCCUGUUGCCCGGCGGGCAGCUAGCCUCUUCCAAGUGUUACAGCAGCUCGAGAGCGCUCACCCCAUGUACCUCUUCAGCGUACAAAUCUUCCAACAGUGUUUCGUCGACGCUGUUUUGGAAGUCCUCGGGAGACCGGAUGCGGGAGCAACGCAGCAAGAUGCUUCCCUCUACACAUCUGAGUUAAUCGCUGCGACGUUGCGGAGAGUAUACCGCAGCAUUAACCCUUGUCUCUUCGAGAAUCACAAGCCUCUACUGCCAGUACUCCUUGCGUUACAAUCCCUCCAACUGCGAGGGGCAGCCACACACGAGGAACUGCAGCAGUUACAAGCACCAUUGGUUCUUCCCUGUAUCAAGGAUGGGAGCGCACACAAAAGCAAAGAGUCCCCUUCAGCAGCACCCAGAGCCGAAGAAGCCUCAUGGCUGUCAACAAGCACUCGUGAAAAGCUCGCGGGUCUUCGUCGCCUCGGAGAGCCAUUCAGCUCUCUCGUCUCCUCAGUGUUGGAAGGCCGCGAUGAUUGGGAAGCGGCUUUAUAUGAGGAGAACCCUUUAGCUAGCGACUGGCCUGAUGAUCCUCAAGCAGCCCUUUUGCAACAUGCCGAAGCAACGCACAUGCGUAACAAAUUCGUUUCAGUUGCUAUGGGUAAAGGGCAAGGGCCGAAAGCAGCCACCGCGAUCAGCAGUGGUGCGGAGAGCGGCCAGUGGGUGCUUCUCCAAAAUUGCCACCUUGGGCUAGGCUUCCUGAAGCAGCUGAGUGUCAUAGUGUCUGACUUGGCAAUGCAAACUCCACAUAAGGAUUUUCGGCUGAUCCUGACUACUGUCCCGUGCGAUGACUUCCCCAGCGCCAUCCUUCUUAGAAGUUUGAAACUGGCCUAUGAACCUCCUCAAGGGUUGCGACAGAACUUAAUCCGCAUAUACAGCGAAGCUUUCCCCACUUGGGUGCAACUGCAAGCUGCUGUUCCGGCAGAUGGCUUGCAAGCCCUACCUUGGAGCCUUUUACAGCACCUUGUAUCAGAAGUGAAUUAUGGGGGCAGAGUGACGGAUGAAUGGGACCGGAGGCUGCUCUACCACUUGUGUCGGGAAGGGCUUACGGAGGAAAGUUUGAAAAAAGAAGCUAGCCAGUCGCUCUUCGGGCCAUUCAUGUCCCCCUCUCCCAGCCUUACAUGCGCUGAAACUAUUGCGCACAUCAAGACCCUUCCUGCCGAAGAGGAACCAGAGGCGAGUCUGCCAUUACUCUUCGGUCUACAAGCCAAUGCUGCAGUCGCCGUUGCAACGGCUGAGUCUUCAGCAAUGCAGCGCCUUCUGAUGCGCGUUCAACAGCAGCAGGUUGCAACGCCUAGCUCGGGGCCUACUGUCCCUGUGGGAGGGAACAGCAACGAGUAUAUGGAGCGAGCGGUGUCGCUGAUGGCCCAACUGCCCCAGUUGUUCAAUAUAGAGGAGGUGAUCUCUUCGCGGGUGAAACCUUAUGAGAAUGCAUUGGAUACGGCUUUACUCCAGGAGCUGGCACGUUACAAUGCGCUUAUCACCAUAACGCGGAAGAGUUUCCAAGUUGUUCAGGAUGCAGCUGAAGGAGUCAUUGAAUAUACACCAGAAGUUGAAGAGAUGUACCAGUGCCUCAGGCAAAACCGUUUGCCACAGGCAGUCGUAGCAGCAAGCUACCCCAUGGCGUUUGGACUGGCUGCUUGGAUGACCAAUCUCAGGCGACGUGUUGAUUUUAUGGCUUUGUGGCUACGGGGCCAGCCUCCACAACCGUUCUGGCUCCCUGGCUGUUUUAGCCCUCGAAGCGUUUGCACAGCCAUGCUACAGCAGUACGCGAGACGUCAAUGCCUGAAAAUUGAUUCGGUAGGGUUUACCUUCCACGUUCUGGAUGAUGACGAAGACGAUGGAACGCCUCAGCUGUCUUCGAACACCCAGCAAAGUGGAAGUGAACCUGCGCCAGGUUUUGCACAUGACAUAUCAGGCCUUUUCCUGCAUGGGGCCAGCUGGUCUCCAGAAGAAAAGGUGAGGAUUUUCCUAAGAGAAUGGAGCCAACCUUAA
Molecule: messenger RNA, 14877 nt
Organism: Eimeria maxima
Lineage: Eukaryota; Apicomplexa; Conoidasida; Eucoccidiorida; Eimeriidae
Exons: 28
Coding region: 1-14877 (4958 amino acids)
Biological process (GO): microtubule-based movement
Cellular component (GO): dynein complex
Molecular function (GO): dynein light intermediate chain binding; ATP binding; minus-end-directed microtubule motor activity
Source: RefSeq, a predicted model, not a curated record